Molecule: messenger RNA, 2866 nt
Organism: Scatophagus argus
Lineage: Eukaryota; Metazoa; Chordata; Actinopteri; Scatophagidae
Gene: fhdc3
Product: FH2 domain containing 3
Exons: 12
Coding region: 216-2624 (802 amino acids)
Source: RefSeq, a predicted model, not a curated record
CCCCGUACCUGGAAGCUGUCUCGAAUACGAUUGGUGGAGGCGCGGCCUGCACCUGUGCCUGCUGCUUGUGACGCAGUCCGACGUUAGUCGCCCGCAGGAGCACGAGGCGACAUCGGAGCGGGGAUUUAUCUGACAGCUCCCUUUUAAAAGCAAGAUCUGAGUGGCCAACAGUGGGGUACUUCCUCCCAUCGUCUUUUGGAAUUUGAGAGUUACAGAUGGAGGGAGUGCUCAUUUUAAAAUCUGCUUCUCCUCCCAGCUGUUCCUCUCAAAACUCCUUUCCUUUUUCGCCGGGUGCUCAGGAAGAUUCAGAUCCCCGAUCAUCUUCUCCUGUGCCUCCCAGCAUGUGUGUUGCCACUGCACCACCACCGCCACCACCUCCUCCACCUCCUCCUCCUCCGCCUCCUCCUCUUCUUCUUCCUCCCCCUCCCUUUGGCUCUCGUAAUGAUCAGCGACGAUCCAUGAAAAAGCUGAACUGGGACACCAUUCCCAGUCAGCGUGUCCUCGGCAAAUUGAACAUCUGGACGUCCAAGCGUCCGCAGAGGAACCUCGUGCUGGAUAUUCGAAGCAUGGAGGAGCUGUUCAGUCACGUGGACAAGCGGGCCUCGCUACGCAAUUCAAAGGUCACGGGUCUGAGGAACUGUGAUGGCAUGGAUCUCUUUCCACAGGAGCCUCAGGUCACAAUCCUUGAUUCUAAAAAGAGUAUGAAUAUUGGGAUCUUCCUGAGACAUUUCAAGAGGCCAGUGACAGAAAUGGUUCAGGACAUUUGUCAAGGCAACUGGCUCAGAUUUGGGACAGGCAAACUAAAAGAGCUUUGUAAACUGCUGCCAGAAGAAAGUGAGGUGAAGCAGCUGCUGUCGUUCAGUGGGAACCUUUCUGUGUUGCCUGAGGCUGACCAGUUUAUGGUGCAGCUGGUCAAAGUGCCAGGUUAUGAGGAACGGCUAAAAACGAUGGUGCUGAGAGAGGAAUUCUUUCCUCUCAUGGAGGAGGUGAAGAACUCUGUUGCCAUCAUGAUCAAAGGAGCUAAUGAGCUGUUGGACUGUGAUGACCUCCAUUCAGUCAUUCGGCUGGUAUUAAAGGCCGGAAAUUACAUGAACGCUGGUGGUUACAGUGCCAAUGCCAUCGGAUUCAGGAUGACUUCUUUGCUCAAGCUGGCAGACACCAAGGCCAACAAGCCUGGCAUGAACCUCAUGCACUAUGUUGCCAAGCAAGCAGAAGACAUUGAUACUGAGUUGCUGACUUUUCCCAGCCAGCUUGAACACAUUGGGAUGGCAUCAAGAAUUUGUAAAGAGGAGGUAAUCUCAGACUUUGAGAAAGAAGUCAAGAAGAUCAAAGAAGUGAAAUUGUACAGCAGCAGACAGCCCAGCCUCUUACAACAAAUGGAAGCAUUUCUCAUGAGGGCUGAUGCCAAACUGGCUGAGGUGGAAUCAUCUCUCCAGGAGCUGAAUGCUCUAAGUAGUGCUGUGGCUGAAUACUUCUGUGAAGAUCCAGCUACCUUCAAAUUGGAGGAGUGCUGCUCCAUCUUUAAUUCAUUUUGCAAGCGGUUUGACGCAGCUGUUCUGGACAACCGAGAGCGAGAGGCAGCAGAGCAAAGGCGCAAGCGGAAGGAGAGCAUGCGUAUUGCAGCUAAACGCCGCUCCACAGUGUCCUGCCCAGGAUCUGAGCCUGAUCUGGACUCCACUGGCUUGGAGACGGCCUUGCACAGCUUUCUGUCCACUGUUCCAGAGGGAUUGUCUAGAUACAAGAAGAACACAUUGCCCCCAGUCAAAGGGUCCCCCUCUGAGCGCAGGUCUCAGACUGUUCCUUCAGCUGAAAUACCUGAGGUAACGCCACGUACUAGACAAGAGAAGCCUGAGAAUAAACAACCCAAACUGCAGAAAGAGGACGAGCAACUGGAAAACGACACAGAAGCUAAGAAGAUGCGUGAGAUAACUCGGAAGGUGCUUCGAUACCAAAACAGCAAAAGUAGCCUUGAUGGAGACAGAGCUUUGGGGACUCCUCGUAGGUCAGAGAGAGCACAAGACAUGCCAGCUACCCCAAGCACCCCUCGGCCUAGAACCAGAGAUUUCUUCUUUGCACACAAUGGGGAUGUGGGCUCCCCGUGGACUAUCCUGAGCCCUUUUACUUGCUCCCAAAGAAACCCCCUUCAGAGUAACAGACAAGCACGCCGAUGCAGACUAUCCUCAGUGUCCGGUGGAGAUGACCUUGAUGAUGGAGUCUGGGAGAGUGACCAAGGCAAUCAUCUCCCCAUUCCUUCCAACCAGGAUAGUCAGACAUCUCCAUCUGGAGGUUCUGUGUCUCUUCCCGAGUGCCUCAGGCAGAGAGCCGUAUCACAGGGUCCAAUACUCAGGUCGAUUUCCAUGGAUGAAACCAGGCAAUCUUCAGCAUCCCGCUUCCGGCUGGGAGACUUGUUCCAGAGAAGCAUAUCUCAGCGGUCAUACUCUUCUGGAUCAAGGACAGAAAACAUGAGAGAAAAAGGAGUCUGUUCAGCGCCUGGCAGUAAGGUGGAGAAUCAUGUAGAGGGACAAGUGAGCACCUCUGGGUUCAUAUCCUUCUUCAGACGCAUUGGAGGCAGAACUAAGCCUGGUUAUGUGGAAGAACAAAACUUCAAAGGAUCUAAUACUUGAUUAAAGUUUUUAAUUGAUGGACAGCUUAAGCUUUAUCAUUUUUUUGUGUGUGUUUUAGAUUGUUAAAAUGUGUUUGUCUGUUUUUACCGUUUUACCCUUCAGUGGAACCAAGGCAAAUGAGGACUUGCUUUGAACUGUGAAGAUUUUGAUUUUGUGGAAGUCAAACCAUGUUCAAAAAUCAUAACAUCUUUUUUGUCUUUUUGUGUGCAAUAAAGGGUGACAUUCUACCAUUUUAUUUUUAC